AUGUUACACGUAAAGAAACAACCAUUGCUGCAAGCCGUAUUAUUCUUCUUCUUAUCACUUACAGUAAAUGGUCUCGGAAGGAUCUAUGAAUAUCAACGUUACGACGGGUGGUUCAACAAUCUUGCUAAUCCUCAUUGGGGUACUGUGGGAUCGCAUUUGCACCGUGAUGCACCAAGCCGAUAUGAGGAUGGUGUCUACAUGCUUAAUAGUAAUUUACCAUCCGCGCGAGCCAUUUCAGAGUUAGUUUUCAAAGGUCCAUCCGGAAUACCAAACAAGCGAAAUGUCACUACAAUGCUUGCCUUUUUUAGCCAAGUAAUUGCAUACGAAAUUAUGCAGUCUACUUUAGUUAGCUGUCCGUUAGAAAUGCACAAAAUUCCUGUACCGCGCUGUGAUGCUAUUUUUGAUGCCCAAUGCAUGGGUGAAACAGAAAUUCCUUUUGUUCGUGCAAAAUAUGACAAGAAAACCGGGCAUGGCUUUAACGCACCGCGUGAACAAGUAAGCUGUAUCACUGUUCCGGAAACUAAAAGUUCUUAUAUUAUUGAAUUAUGA
Brugia pahangi is the source of this 549-nucleotide messenger RNA. The record is from the annotation of a GenBank genome assembly. Lineage: Eukaryota; Metazoa; Nematoda; Chromadorea; Rhabditida; Onchocercidae.